Messenger RNA from Durotheca rogersii, 1044 nucleotides. RefSeq lists its product as uncharacterized. Lineage: Eukaryota; Fungi; Ascomycota; Sordariomycetes; Xylariales; Xylariaceae. The coding region runs from base 205 to 702 and encodes 165 amino acids. The record is from RefSeq and is a predicted model, not a curated record. The transcript is spliced from 2 exons.
GAAACAGUCACGAAUAUACCAGGUCAGUCGAAUAUUGCUCCCGGCUCGCCUGCCCUGUCUCCUCCGGCCUACCUCGGCGCAUCCCGAUGGCGAGGACGCGCGUCCACCUUUACCCUCCCGUCCCCUUCACACGCCCCCUCCCCGGCGCACUAACUCUCCCGCUUCCCUCUCCCGCUCACCAAGGCUCUCUCUCCCCAGGCCAUCAUGACGCCGAUCAACUUCGUCACGUUCCUGCUGUCGCUGUACCUCGUCGACAUCCAGUACCACGAGCGGCGGGUGCGCGAGCACGCCGAGCGGCCUCGGGGGGUGCUGCCGGCGUGGCUCCUGCCGGCGUGGCUGCGCCGGCUGCUCUUCCGGCCGGCCCCGAACCCGUACCGCUGGGUCGACCGCGACCGCCCCGUCUCGCCGCGGAGCGGCAGCGGCAGCGGCAAUACUGGUAGCAGAGGCGCCGGGGGAGCGGGGGCGCCGACCGGGGACCCCGACGCCGAGCGCUGGUUCUACCACACGAAGCAGCGCGAGCUCAUGCGCAUGGAGGCCGCGGACGCGUUCGAGCUCCGCCGCGCCGUGCUGCUCGCGCUGUGCGGGCUCCUGCUGUGCGCCGCGUGGGGGGUGUGGCGCCUGGUCCUCGGCUCGAGAAGCGACGUGCGGUCGUCGCCGUUCGAGAGGAGCCGGGCGAGGGGCGAGGUGAACGCAUGCUACUAACCGUAGAGUGGCAGGAGGGGGGAAUGGUUAAUGGGCCUUGUUGCGAAAUUUGGCAGACACGCCCGGUCAGGGCACGUAGGCGGCAUUGUGAUGUUUUAUGUCGGGAACGGGCAGGUGAGGAGAAGGGGGGGAGGGGGGAGUUAAGGAUGGGCUCCUUUAUAAUACGGUCCUGAGAUUCGCUCUUUUAAUGAGGCGAUGGAGUACAAUGAAAAAAUACCCACGAUUCGUUACGGGCAUCUAGGCGGCCUUGGUAUGGGCAUAUAAAGCAAGCAACGGAGAGAUACUGUGAUACGGAUCUAGAUCUUAUAGCGGAUGUCUGCUCGCCUACGUCAUGGCUAGCAA